UGGUUGAACUUCGACCCCCACGUCCGUAAGAAACACCGCUCCCGCUGGAGGACUGGACGUUUGUCGAAGGGUUUGAAACCAAAAUAAAUGGCAAGGUGGGCCAAAUAGAGUCCUGUGUGUCCCCCCUCCUCCCUUGAUCAUGAUGAUGAUGAUGAUGAUGAUGAGAGACUGAGGGCCCCCCACAACACCUGGGGCCCCACCCAAAAUAGAACACAACGCAGAGCUAAUGGUGAGAGUGACGGGCGUGCAGCAGGCUGACCAGCAUAGAACAGCGUGGGACUGCCCCCGUUACAUUCACACUCCAAUCCAGUUGAUGGCGGUAAUGCGCCAACUCGUUUGCCAACUGCCAAUAAACCUGGAAAAAAAGACGAAGAAGACGUCGGAAAUAUUAAGAAGACGACGAAGAAGAAACGCUCGUUUGCCCUGACGGAGUGAACAGGACCUUUGCGGGGUUUGGUCUUCCUCCGCACCUCUUCUAUUUUCCGAGGUGGCCUGUGUGUCGCCCGUCAUGUUCAGGUCAGGACUGCUUUCCAGGCUAAACGCUGCCCCAAGUCCCCGAGUGCAGUCCCGUUUCAGAGGACCAUGCCUACUGAAGUGUCCGCAGAGUCCUCUCCCACGUGGUCCGCCACCCCGUUUACCCAUUCACCGACACAUGGCUGGCGCCGUCCAGCAGAGCAUCUCUGGACCCUGUCCACUUCAAGUGCCCCCCCUUGCAAAGUACUCUGACCUGUGCACAGAUAAGUACAGCACCAUCUACACCUUCCCCCACAUCAAGCUCAUCAGAGCUUUGUCAAGGCUUAAAUUGCUUCAAACUGGCAUCACCGGCGUCAUCCUGCCCCCCACCUACUACUUGUACCUCCAAGGGGACGUCUCCUUCUUCUUGCUUGGCUACUCCACCGGGAUAGCGCUUUUCGCAGGCGUGAUGUUGUACACCGCGAGCCACUUCUUCCGGAAAGUGGUGGGCAUGAUGUACCUGGACUCGUCCCAGACCACGCUGAAGGUGUCCCAUCUCACUUUCUGGGGCAGUCGCCGUGAUGUGUACCUCCCUGUGUCAGACGUUAUGACCAUCGGGGAUGCGGGGGACUCUGAGGGCGAGCCGGUGCUGAGGCUGAGACGAUACAGUAGUCCAGAGAGCUUCUACUUCUCCACUCAGUUUGGCCGUGUGGUGGACAAACAGGCCUUUGAGAAAGUGUUUGGGAUGACAAAAUGAUGCAGAGGUUAAUGACGACGAGUCAUAUUUGUUUCCCCUUCAGAUAUGAUCAGUGAUAAAUGUUCUGAAGGGUUGAGGGGGGAUCUGAAGAGUUGAAUCUGUAAUCUCCGUUUAGUUUGAUUUGUCUCUGGGAUAGUUUAGCUGGGGGGGGGGGGACAGUGGUGCAGUAGUCAGCACGGUCGCCUCACAGCAAGAAGGUUCUGGGUUCGAGCCCCGGGGUAGUCCAACCUU
This is a messenger RNA of Lampris incognitus (smalleye Pacific opah), 1441 nucleotides long. It is a transcript of the gene tmem186, whose product is annotated as transmembrane protein 186. The record is from RefSeq and is a predicted model, not a curated record. Gene Ontology annotation, cellular component: mitochondrion. The transcript has 2 exons. Bases 509 to 1210 code for a protein of 233 amino acids. NCBI's taxonomy places the organism in Eukaryota, Metazoa, Chordata, Actinopteri, Lampriformes, Lampridae.